Lytechinus variegatus (green sea urchin) is the source of this 1414-nucleotide messenger RNA. RefSeq names its product elongator complex protein 5-like (gene elp5). Bases 68 to 997 code for a protein of 309 amino acids. The record is from RefSeq and is a predicted model, not a curated record. Gene Ontology annotation, cellular component: nucleus; elongator holoenzyme complex; cytosol. NCBI's taxonomy places the organism in Eukaryota, Metazoa, Echinodermata, Echinoidea, Temnopleuroida, Toxopneustidae. Gene Ontology annotation, molecular function: tRNA binding. Gene Ontology annotation, biological process: tRNA wobble uridine modification. The transcript is spliced from 8 exons.
UAUUUUACUUGCAGAGCUGCAUGCAAACUUCGAAGUAGACUAUUAAAAUUGUCGACAAUUGCCAAAAAUGGCCAGUCUUUUGAAGCAAGUUCUUACUGGAUCAGAGAAAAGUUGUGCUGUGACCAUUCAUGACACAGUGGAACAUAGUGGAAGAUACUUGAUGAAAUGUUUCUUGAAAGAAAUGGCAGAAAGGGUCGAUGAGAUUCACCUCUUUGCCUUUGACCAAGCCCCUGAUGCUCUCUUGGCUGGAACUGACCCAGAGACAAGGAGAAAGGUCAAAGGUCAUGAUGGAUGGACUGACCCUCAGGGCUGGAAUUCUGAUCGCAACCUGAUAUCUUCCAACUACAACACAGUCCACCUCACAUCGGACAAGGGAUUCGUGGAUCACAUAAAGGAGAGGAAGGAGCCCGGCAGCGGUCAGAUAGCAGUGGUCAUCGACUCCCUCACACCUUACAUCCUCCAUCGGUCAGCCCCGUUCACCUGCAAGAGCCUUCAUGCACUGACCCAUCUACCGGAACCAUCAGAAUUCCAGGUCACCCAGGUGGUCAGUUUGAUCCAUUCCGACGUCCAUGACGACUCUGUCCUGAGGGCCAUCAAUCACCUAUCUUCAACGGUCAUCCAUGUAUCGGCCAACAUGUCCAUAGCUCCGCUGGACAGAGAGCCCAUGGGCUAUUGUGAUAUCCAACACAAGAGACCAUCCGGGAAGGUCUUGCAAAAGAGAGAAGGCUAUAGUAUAGGAGACAGCUAUCAACUCAUCACAUUCCUUGGUUUACCAAGUACUAACACGACGGAGCCAGACCAACAGCCCGAUCCAACAGCUAAUUUGACCUUCAACUUGACCUUGAGUGAAUCGGAGAAGAAGGCCAGGGAGAAUGUUGUCUUGCCAUUUACCAAAGUAUCUAACAACUCAACAACUGGAUCAGGUCAAAUCUUUUACGAGCCCGAUCAGGCUGAUGACUACGAUGACGAAGAUCCGGACGACGAUCUCGACAUCUAGGUCAUCGACCACGGACUGCUCCCCAGUUUGAUCCUUCCUGAAGAAUAGUUGCAAUAAUUCCUGCCAAGUUUGUCUUCUCAGAAAGGGUAUUUCUUAAUUAUUUUGUUUUAACAGCUGCAGAAUUCCCCUAUAAACGUCCUGUUCCCCCAGCCGUACUCCAACCCUGAGGGCUGAAAUUUAUAUUAAAUCCAACAAUAAUUUAGGGUGAAGGGUUGAAUUGUAGAUGUAAGUUGGUGGUGAUGGCAAAAUGAUUGCUUUAGUUAAUAACAGUAUUGAUGGUGAUAGUGUAAAUGUGAUGAUGAUGAUCAUGGGCGGAAAUCCCAGGGGGACACGUCCCCCUACCCAAAAUAGUAGGGGGACACAAUGUCAAAUGUCCCCCCUCUACUAUUUGCGGUCUUUUAUAAUGGAAAGAAGUAC